Messenger RNA from Musa acuminata subsp. malaccensis (wild Malaysian banana), 884 nucleotides. RefSeq names its product non-specific lipid transfer protein GPI-anchored 14-like. Gene Ontology annotation, molecular function: lipid binding. Gene Ontology annotation, biological process: lipid transport. NCBI's taxonomy places the organism in Eukaryota, Viridiplantae, Streptophyta, Magnoliopsida, Zingiberales, Musaceae. The record is from RefSeq and is a predicted model, not a curated record.
CCAUUCUUCCUUCGCUUCGCUCUUAAGAACAGCACAGGCACGACGGGGAUCAUGACUGCAAACCUUCCUCGGUCUCAUAAGCUGCACUCUAAGCUUCUCAUGGCGGUCGAUUCCUCCUCCUCCUCCAACGCACUUCUGCUGUCAAUCUUUUUAGCCUUGAGCUUGCUGAUCCCCGCCGCGAGCUCGGACAUCUCGAGCGACGUGGCGGAGUGCGGCAGCCACCUGCUCGCGAUGCAGACGUGCAUCACGUUCGUCCAAGGGACCGCCGAGGCUCCCACGCCCGACUGCUGCGCUGGCCUCAAAACGGUCCUCGCCAACAGGCCCAAGUGCCUCUGCAUCCUUGUCAAGAUGCACGACGACCCCCAACUCCCCAUCAAGAUCAACGUGACUCGAGCUCUCGCGCUGCCCACCGCGUGCAGCGCCCGUGCCAACAUCUCCAAGUGCCCGCAGAUUCUGAAGCUGCCACCAAACUCCAAGGAAGCAGAGAUCUUCAAGCAGAGCGGGAGUCCAACUCAAGCUAAGGGAAACUCCACCAUUAACACCACCACCGGCACAUCUCCCCGGGCCUCGUCUGAGACCAGUAGUGGGAGGAGCGAUUACUUGGAGUGGAGAGGGUGGUUGGCAAGGAAAGCUGUGGUGGCUUGUGUUCUUUUCUUGGUGAUGCCGCUUCCACUUUCCACUUGAUCCUUUGCAGCACAAGGUUUCCAAGACACAGUGUUUUGCUUUGCUCGUCAUGUUUCCCAACCUACUCUCUCUCUCUCUCUCUCUCUCUCUCGUCUGUGGAAACAAUUAAUGUUGUUGUAAGUUUGUCAUUAAUAUGUUGGACUGGAUGCCUCUACCAGUGAUAUGCCGAAAUAUUUAAUGGUUUGUACCACCAGGAAUAA